Molecule: messenger RNA, 4936 nt
Organism: Chilo suppressalis (striped riceborer)
Lineage: Eukaryota; Metazoa; Arthropoda; Insecta; Lepidoptera; Crambidae
Source: the annotation of a GenBank genome assembly
CUGUAAGUAAGUGCAACUUUCUACACUGACGUUCAAAUUUAGACAUAAAAUCUAUGAAGCUAAUGUCAACUUUGACAUUUGUUGCACCUAGAGCGUAGGUUUAGAACGCAGCCAGAUGUCAAAAUCAUAUGUACAAACGACAACAAUCAUUUGAUUUCAUUCAAUUUCAACCAUUGCUUGUAGAAAACACGAGCUUCAUUAUAAUAAAUUAAAUCAUUCAAACUGUGAUUGUUACGUUAUAAGAAUCUAUAACUCUAAUGUAACUGAAAUCAUUUUAUUAUUUAUUACUGUGACUGUGACUCAAUUCAAAAUGAACGGUGCCGGUGAUGAGAAUAAUGGAUUAAAACACAAAAAUGCAGAAUAUUCGAGAGAGCCGCGAGCAUACUCCGGAGUACCCACUGACGAUUAUCAUGACGUGCGCGACGAAAAGCCCUGGCAGCGGGUUGUCUUUGAAAUUACAAGAAAAGGGCUACAUUUGUAUGAGCCGGUGAAAUCAGUCCCCAGUAUAUUUAUAAUACUGGUGCUGGGCCUGUACAUUCUGCUCGGCUUCCUCACACAACUCAUCGAGGAUGACAUGCCCAGGGUCAUAACGGAGGCUGAGAUAUCUAACGAUGAUUGGAAUACGUUCAGCGAGGAAUCAGCCCUCAAGUAUCUCCAGCGUAUAAUCGGCAACCAGCCGCGCGUCGCCGGCACCUCCUACCAUCUGCAGAAGACCAGGGAUAUGUACGCGAUAGUCCAGGAGAUCGCGUCCCAAGCCAGGAUACCCAUAAGGACGGAGUGGCAGGUUGCUUCCGGUGACUAUUUGCUGAACUUCAGUAGUCCAUUCGUAAAUUACUACCAGAAUGCGUCGAACAUCAUCGCCGUGUUAGAGGGAGAGAGCGGAUUCAAGGCCAACGGCGAAACGGGGGCAUCUCUUCUAGUCAACUGCCACUACGAUUCUGUGCCCUUUGCUUUAGGUGCAUCCGAUAAUGCAAUAUUCUGCGCGUGUAUGGCGGAAACACUACUACGAUUAUCGCGAAGACAGCAGCGAUUAAAAUACAAUAUAGUGUUCCUGUUCAACGGGGCCGAGGAGAACCCCCUGCAGGCCAGUCACGCGUUCCUUCAACACAGAUGGGCGGUGGGAGUGACUUCUGUACUGAAUUUAGAUGCGGCGGGGAUGAACGGGAAACCUUCUGUGUUCCAGGUGACAGAUAAACGCAUUCUAGGAGCCUACGCUCGCGGUACACCCCGCCCCAGUGCUCAAUCUGUGGGUGAAUUCCUGUUCACUUCCGGCAUUAUUCCUUCAGACACCGACUUCCGGAUAUUCAGGGACUUCGGCAAUAUACAGGGCGUAGACGUAGCUUUCACUAAAGGCGGUCAUGUGUACCACACUCGUAACGACAGGCCGGAACUUAUCAAAACAGGCGUCGUACAAAACGCUGGCAAUAUGUUGCUGGGUGUGCUGAUAGCGGCUGCCGAUAUGGACCUCAAUGAAGGGGUGGAUUCCACUCCCAUGGUGUACAGCGACUACCUCAACAUGUUCGUGAUAACCUUAUCAUACCCCGCGGCGCUUGGCAUCGAUAUCAUGGUGGCGAUCUUGGCGCUACUAUCCGUCGUCUACUACGUAUGGCUGGCUGGACCGCGUUGGUCCACCGUACAAGAACUGCUGAUUGUAUUACUAGGUAGAUUGGCAGCACUGAUUGCCGGUUUUACUGUAGUUUUGGUAACAACGCCACUCGCUGUAGCCACCACCAUACAACUGAGAUACUUAACGCAACCAUGGCUAGUAGUAGCGAUGUACUGGUUGCCUUACUUCAUCGCUACCGUUGCUGCCGCUCACUGCUUCGAUGCCUGGCGACAGCAAAAGAGUGGGUUAAACCGUUCCAUCCGCACUCUCCAAGCAAUGGCGGCGACUCGUUUAUUCCUAGCUUGUCUAUUACUCGUAAUGGCGGCUGUGCCGGCUAUAACUCCGUUGAGAUAUGCUCUAUCGGCGCCUUUACUUAUCAUGACUAUGGCCGCUUUCACUUCUAUAUCGGUGGUCAGAUAUUUGAGGCUGCAAGGCUACCAACACUUAAUUCUUGAAGUUCUGCUAUCCGUCCCCUCAGUAAUGUACAUCUUCAUGUUGGCCUUAAGACUGAACUCCAUCAUGCUGCCCAUCAUGGGGAGAUCUUCAGCAAACUACCCAGAUUAUUUAGUGGCAGUCAUUAAUCUGGUGAUGGCGAUAUUGGCGGGAAUCACUGUGUCCGGGGUUGAACUCCUUUUCUCCCGUCGCCGCCUGUGGUUGCCGCUAGGAUUGGUGGGCGCGACUUGCUUCAUCCUCAUGUUCAUCCCUUUCAGUCCUUAUCAGGAUGAAGGCACCUCUGUACAGAGGCAUCAUUGGUUUCACUCGGAGAUAGUAUCGUUCGACCGCUCCCAGUCGGUAGUGGAGCGCACCGCGGGAGUGCUCAUCACCAAGCACGACCCCUACACCAUCUCCCGCGCUCAACGAGAACUCACCACAGCUGGCCUCGCACUCAACGUCAGGACGGACAACAUCAAUAGUUGCGCUUAUAGAACUUACUGCGAUCUACCGCUCUAUAGGAUGGCGUUUGGGAGAGUGCUGAGCGAAGCGUUAUUCAUAUAUACUUCGCCCCCGGCGCCGCUCACGCCGGCUCCUCACGCUGCGGCCAACAUCCAGUGUAACGGCGAUAUAUGCAACUACAACUUCACAUUCACAGUGUCUCCACACAACCUAAUAACGUUCCAACCGCGUAACAACGUGUCUUUACUGAGUUGGUCGCUACAAUCGUCGCCUUGGCCUGCGUAUCGCCUGCAAGAUAGGCCGGUGUACUCCAUCAUACAUUCCGUGGCCACAUACAAUGAGGCCAUACCACCGUUGAGGAUAUCGCUGGUGUUGCGGGCCCCAGUCUCCAUACAGUCUGGCCCACUUCUAGACGUGUCUCUACAUUCUCAUCUGAUCCAUCAUCCAGAAGCAUUUACGACAGAAUACACGAAUUUACUAGCGUCAGCACCGAAGUACUUCAACAUAGCUAGCUUUAUUAGUUUCAGGCACAACUAUGUAUUUUAACGGAAGUGAGAUGUAGGCAGAAUUUAGCUUUAAUUCCCGCACUCAAUCACUUAAAUUAAUAAAGUUAACUAAACUAAUUAAAAAAUUAAGUUAGCUAAUUAGUUAAGUUACUAUGUUCUUUCGAUAGCAAUAAUAUAAGACAAAAUCUUGUCUAGUCUUUGAUUGAAUACACGCCUAGAUAUCGCUAGCAGAACCGCACUGAAGCGGCCCAAAAAAUAUCUACUAAAUAUGGUAGAUACGCACGCACACAUUGAUUGAAUGCUUUAAAACAUUCUAACAUUAGAGCCGCGCACACAUUGCGCGUAACAUGAGCCGUUUUCUUUGGAUUACUCUAUUUGAGCGUUUAUAUAAUCAAAGACAAAUUUCUUGAGUUCAGUUUGAGAAGUAAAGUCAGACCACGAUAAGUCAGCAGUGGGUUGGCAGUAGAAAAAAUUAAAACUGCACAUUGUAGUACUGAUAUUAGUUAAAUUUAUUUUAUUUAAAACUUUAUUAUUAACCGUCUUAAGAAGGAGAAGGUUCUUAAUUAUUAAAAUAUUGUUGAUUGCACAUUUAUGGGCCGACUCAAAUAGUAAAAACGGAGCCCUAACAAACUAGUAUCAAGAACUUAGUCCAAACUUACUCGUUGAGGUUAGGAUUUCUGCAAAACAUUGCUCUUUUUUUCCCAAAAACCGACUUUAUUUGUCCGAAUCCAAUUUUCUCUCUUCUAUUUACCCCACAAACAAAAAAAAUCAAAAAAUGUUCUUCAAAUUAAAAGAUUCUUGGAUGACAUUUUUAAUGACGUCAUAAAAGGACUGCCAGAUAGUUUUCUUGGUGUGACCAGAUUAUUGACGCUGCAGAGUUAUCGUGGUUCGACUUUAUUAAAAUUUACUGCCAUCUUUUUCUUCCUUUCAUAACUUUUCAGUUACUUUCGAACUAAUACUGUCAAUGGUGUCGAUUCUGGCAUAAUUCUCUAUGAAAACGAGAGACGGGUGUUUACAAUAUCCCGGAAUCGACAUCAAUACCUCGUAGCUGUAGCCUUUACCAGCUGAUGUUUUGAGUGCGGGACGGUCGUAAUUAUAAUUAGACGUAUGGCGGACCCGACGAAAUUUAAUUACUUUUUUAUCUGUUGUUGAGCCUCCCUUUAAUGCGGCCCUGAUUACGUCAAUUUACAAGUCAAAUAAGAGACUUAUUUUAUAGUAUGUUGUAAGAUUUAAAAGAAUUUUAUACGGACCUACAGAGUGACAGAGAUAAAGCCUAUUAUUUUUCCUGUGUGUCAAAAGUAGUCGUUGAACAUCUUAUAAUGUUUUUAUAAAUGUUAAAUCAGUAUUAUUAACAAAUUUUACUUCUGACUUUUCUAGUCUAAAAAAAUCCUUUUCUUUCUGAAAAUAUAUUUUUAUUUCGGGUUUCAUUGCCAGUCACACUUUCUUAAGAAUUCGAUCAAAUCCUCUAUUGCUCAAUGUGUGCAUAUCCUUUAACUUAUUUGAAAGAUUGUACUUAAUUAUUACCGAAUAAUUUUGCUAACCGAUUUGUUGCAAUUAAUCUUAGUCAAACAUUAAUUUGUGGUUGUGGAUAAAGAGGUUACAGAUUAUUAUUUUAUGAAACUAUCCAAAGAUUUUUUAUUAGUGACAAGUAAAAAAACUUUAGAUAAAAAAUCGAGCAAGUCAAAUAAGACACACUUAAGACUAAAAAUAUAAGUAACAUGAACAAGUAGUUAUAGUGUAUUCUUGUUAUUUAUUUUGUACUUAAAAAUUGUUAUGUGAAAGAGGCCUUAUUUUUUUCAUAUAUUUUUUUACGUGUAAAUGUUACCUUUUACCUUAUAAACAUGCAUAUAUAUUUGAUAAUGUGAAUAGGUUUAAGGAACGUGGACCAGUGGAAUAAAAGACUUUAUCGAUAAAAAAAAUGUUUUUAUUU